UCUGCCCCUCGGACACUUCCGAAGGGGCGGACGAGUCUGCGCGGAGCCCUCGGGUCCCGGCCCGGAGCCGCGCGCAACAAGGUUCGCCCCCUUUGCUCCCCUAGAGAGCCGUGGUUCGGCCCGCCUGCGGAGGAGCGAUCUCGGGGAGAUGGCGGAGCCGCCGCGGCGGGGCCCGGAUCCGGGAGAGGUGGGCGCACGGCGGAGUCCGGCCACCGCGGAGACAGCGCCCCGGCCGCCGGGUCCCUGUGGUGUGAAGCGUGCUGCUCUUCCCUGCAGACACUGAGAGGUGCAGGCCCUAGGACGGAGCCACCCCCGAUGCCCGUCUGAGAAGCCCGUGCCUGCAGGAAGCCGUGGCGAGCGCGCAGCCCAGAGCCAUGGGCCAGGGGCCAUGGUGACGUGAGGCCAAUGGAGCGCGGCCGGCCCAGCCCACGGGAGCUCGUCUCUACCUCUGCCCUCCUGCGGGGAGCUUGCCUUGGCUCCCUCUUGCUCUCUCCCCCCGGGCCUCCUCCCCAGGAACCUUAGCGGCUCCCCCCGCGCCAUGCUCCAGCUGUGGAGAGUGGUCCGUCCAGCCCGGCAGCUGGAGCUGCACCGCCUGGUGCUGCUGCUCAUCGCCUUCAGCCUGGCCUCCAUGGCCUUCCUGGCCUACUACGUGUCCACCAGCCCCAAGGCCAAGGAGCCCCUGCCCCUGCCCCUGGGCGACUGCGGCAGCAGCGGGGACGCGGGGCCCGGCCCGGCCCGGCCCCCGGCCCCGCCCUGGCCCCCCCGGCCCUCGGAGACGGCCCGCACCGAGCCCGUGGUGCUGGUGUUCGUGGAGAGCGUCUACUCGCAGCUGGGCCAGGAGAUCGUGGCCAUCUUGGAAUCCAGCCGUUUCCGCUACAGCACGGAGCUGGCCCCCGGCCGCGGGGACAUGCCCUCGCUGACCGAGCGCGCCAGGGGCCGGUACGCCCUCGUGGUCUACGAGAACCUGCUCAAGUACGUCAACCUGGACGCCUGGAGCCGGGAGCUCUUGGACCGCUACUGCGUGGAGUACGGGGUGGGCAUCAUCGGCUUCUUCCGCGCCCACGAGCACAGCCUGCUCAGUGCCCAGCUCAAGGGCUUCCCCCUCUUCCUGCACUCCAACCUGGGGCUGCGCGACUAUCAGGUGAACCCCGCCGCCCCCCUCCUGCACCUGACCCGGCCCAGCCGCCUGGAGCCCGGGCCGCUGCCCGGGGAGGACUGGACCGUCUUCCAGUCCAAUCACAGCACGUACGAGCCGGUGCUCCUGGCCAGCCCGCGCCUGGCCGAGGCCUCGGCCCUGGGCCCGCUGCCCCGCAGGGCGCGCCUGCCCACGGUGGUGCAGGACCUGGGGCUGCACGACGGCAUCCAGCGCGUGCUCUUCGGCCACAGCCUCGCCUUCUGGCUCCACAAGCUGGUCUUUGUGGACGCCGUCGCCUACCUCACCGGGAAGCGCCUCUGCCUGGCGCUGGAUCGCUACAUCCUGGUGGACAUCGACGACAUCUUCGUGGGCAAGGAGGGCACCCGCAUGAAGGUGGCUGACGUCGAGGCCCUGCUGACCACGCAGAGUAAACUCAGGGCCUUAGUCCCCAACUUCACCUUCAAUCUGGGCUUCUCAGGAAAGUUCUACCACACGGGGACGGAGGAGGAGGACGCGGGGGACGACAUGCUGCUGAGGCAUCGCAAGGAGUUCUGGUGGUUCCCCCACAUGUGGAGCCACAUGCAGCCGCACCUGUUCCACAACCGCUCCGUGCUGGCCGACCAGAUGCGGCUCAACAAGCAGUUUGCUCUGGAGCAUGGGAUCCCCACGGAUCUGGGGUAUGCAGUGGCUCCCCACCACUCGGGCGUGUACCCCAUCCACACACAGCUCUAUGAGGCCUGGAAAUCCGUGUGGGGGAUCCAGGUGACCAGCACUGAAGAGUAUCCCCACCUCCGCCCUGCACGCUACCGGCGAGGCUUUAUUCACAACGGCAUCAUGGUCCUGCCUCGACAGACCUGCGGCCUCUUCACUCACACCAUCUUCUACAACGAGUACCCGGGGGGCUCCCGAGAGCUGGACCGCAGCAUCCGGGGGGGCGAGCUCUUCCUGACCGUUCUGCUCAACCCGAUCAGCAUCUUCAUGACCCAUCUGUCUAACUACGGCAACGACCGGCUGGGCCUGUACACAUUCGAGAGCCUGGUGCGCUUCCUGCAGUGCUGGACCCGGCUGCGCCUGCAGACUCUGCCCCCGGCCCCCCUGGCACAAAAGUACUUUGACCUCUUCCCUCAGGAACGCAGCCCGCUCUGGCAGAACCCCUGUGACGACAAGAGACACAAAGACAUCUGGUCCAAAGAGAAGACCUGUGAUCGGCUCCCCAAGUUCCUUAUCGUGGGGCCCCAGAAAACGGGGACCACGGCCAUCCACUUCUUCCUGAGCCUGCACCCGGCCGUGACCAGCAGCUUCCCCAGCUCCAGCACCUUUGAGGAGAUCCAGUUCUUCAGCGGCCCCAACUACUACAAGGGCAUCGACUGGUACAUGGAUUUUUUCCCGGUCCCCUCCAAUGCCAGCACUGACUUCCUGUUUGAGAAAAGCGCCACCUAUUUUGACUCCGAGGUUGUACCACGUCGGGGAGCGGCCCUUUUGCCCCGUGCCAAGAUCAUCACAGUACUUACCAACCCCGCUGACCGGGCCUACUCCUGGUACCAGCAUCAGCGAGCACACGGCGACCCCGCAGCCUUGAACCACACCUUCUACCAAGUGAUCUCGGCCCCCCGGCAGGCUCCCGCGGCACUCCGGGCCCUGCAGAACCGCUGCCUGGUCCCUGGCUACUACUCCACCCACCUGCAGCGCUGGCUCACCUACUACCCUUCUGGGCAGGUGCUGAUAGUGGACGGGCAGGAGCUACGCGCCAACCCAGCGGCCUCCAUGGAAAACAUCCAAAAGUUCCUCGGUGUCACCCCCGUUCUCAACUACACAAGAACCCUCAGGUUUGAUGAGGGGAAGGGAUUCUGGUGCCAGGGGCUAGAGGGUGGCAAGACCCGAUGCCUGGGCAAGAGCAAAGGACGGAGGUACCCGGACAUGGACCCCGAGUCCCGUCUCCUCCUGGUUGACUUUUUCCGGGACCACAAUCUGGAACUGUCCAAACUGCUGAGCCGCCUCGGGCAGCCGUUGCCCUCUUGGCUUCAGGAAGAGCUGCAGCGCUCGGGCCCGGGCUGAGCCCUCCGCCUGCCCAGAGGAGCCCCUGGCAGGUGCCUCAGACCAGGGUCACAAGGGCAGCCGCUCACCCACCCUUGGCCCAGGUGGGGAAGGACAGAGUGCAAGGCAGGACUCCGGAUUAGGGCCCUCCCACAUGCCCAGGGGCCAGUCUCUUUUUGUCCAAGGUCAACAGGUUCUCUUGCUUGUGAACCCUUCAGUCAAAGGGGUCACUGCUGCCUGGCCUCCCUAUGUCAUUCACAUUGAAUGGGGGAUGAGGCCAGGAGGCAGCUCGGGGGAGCAGAGAACAAGGCCACACGGGUCCUCAAUAAACGUCAUUAUUUUUC
Molecule: messenger RNA, 3513 nt
Organism: Antechinus flavipes (yellow-footed antechinus)
Lineage: Eukaryota; Metazoa; Chordata; Mammalia; Dasyuromorphia; Dasyuridae
Gene: NDST2
Product: N-deacetylase and N-sulfotransferase 2
Exons: 15
Coding region: 539-3190 (883 amino acids)
Cellular component (GO): Golgi apparatus
Molecular function (GO): deacetylase activity; heparan sulfate N-sulfotransferase activity
Source: RefSeq, a predicted model, not a curated record